UACACGUUCUGUCAGCAUUGACGAAGUUCUGAUGUUAAAAUUUUGAUAAUCGUUAUAAAAGCAACAUUGUGUGUUGUUAGGAUACACAAAAAUGGCAAAGAAUGAACAAGUAUUGAUCUUAGAACCUUCUGGUGAACUUCGUUUUAAAGGUCCUUUUAAAGAAGUUGUAACAGCGGAACUAAAACUGUCAAACCCGUCGGAGAAGAGGGUAUGUUUCAAGGUAAAGACCACUGCCCCGAAGAGGUACUGUGUUCGACCAAACAGCGGCAUCAUCGAGCCCGGGGAUAAAACAGUCGUUUCAGUGAUGCUGCAACCGUUUGAGUAUGACCCAAAUGAAAAGAACCGACACAAAUUCAUGGUUCAGACAUUGUUUGCACCUGAUGGGAAAGUGGAUGCUUUAGAGAAUUUGUGGAAGGAUGUUCCUCCAGAGAAUUUGAUGGAUUCCAAACUAAAAUGUUUUUUUGACAUGCCUGAUUUACAGCAAACACAUGAAAAAGAAACCCAUGAAGACACUAGAGGAGGACCAGUUUCUGGAUCUUCACCAAAGAUUUCAUCUUCAAGCGACCCUGAUACGAAAAAGAUUCUAGAUGAAUAUCACAAACUUCAGAGUGAGGUUUCUCAGCUAAAACAAGAAAACGCCCAGUUAAAGGAGGAUGGCGUUCGUCUGCGGAAGGUGGCCAUGUCUGACACCAUCUCUUCCACACCUUCAGUGUCGUCAUCACAGCCAUUACAAACUGCAAAUGCAAUUCCCCCUGUUGUUUAUAUUGUAGCAGCUGUAAUUCUAGGCUUGAUUAUUGGCAAAUUAUUUCUAUAGUUGACACCCCUUUUUUAAAACCCACUAUUGUUUCAAGGGAGGUAAUCUACUCUUAAGUGUGGUCCAGUGUGCAAGAAAGCAAACCGUAGGUUGUUAUUGGAGCAGGGAAAUGUAAUUAAAGGUGUAUAUCACA
Gigantopelta aegis is the source of this 947-nucleotide messenger RNA. RefSeq names its product vesicle-associated membrane protein/synaptobrevin-binding protein-like. Gene Ontology annotation, cellular component: endoplasmic reticulum membrane; plasma membrane. The transcript has 7 exons. Gene Ontology annotation, molecular function: FFAT motif binding. Bases 92 to 814 code for a protein of 240 amino acids. The record is from RefSeq and is a predicted model, not a curated record. Gene Ontology annotation, biological process: endoplasmic reticulum membrane organization. Lineage: Eukaryota; Metazoa; Mollusca; Gastropoda; Neomphalida; Peltospiridae.